CUUUAAUUACCAAUCAUAAAACAGACAACGUAAAACUAAUCGACCAAUUAGAAUUCAGAAUAAUACUUUAUACAAAUAUUUACAUAAAAACUUCACUGCUGCUUUUCUACAUGUUUUAAUGCAACAGAAAAUACAGGAAAGCACAGUGGAUUUAACUUGUUGAGUCAAUUGGAAAGUAAAUGUUUCAGUAUUUUGAAAGAAAAAAUAAUCACUUAUUUUGUAAUUGACAUUUACUGUCUACAAAAAAAUAAAAACAACACAUGCGUAUGCAGCACAUAAGGCAUAGACAUAUAUUCCGACGCUAUAGCAUGUGAUCGAUAAAGAGAAGAACACUACUCACCAUGGGGCAAUAAAAUGUUUAUUUAUCCAAGAGAAAAUCUAGUGUACACUCUAGCAGCAGCAUUAUGCAUAGUUUACCCUUAUCUAGUAAUUUCAUUAUCCCACCUACUACUGCUCGUCAAUAUGACACUAAUACACACACAACAAAUGAGGCAUGAUCAAUAUAAUCUACCAAAAUCAAUUCUACAUAGAUCAGAGAAUUUUCAACCAUGUAUUGAACAAUCAGAUCCUGCAUAUCCAAUAGGUAAAAUGAUUAUAUGCAAUGAAGAGGCUACAUUACAAUUCGGUAAUCGAUUGCCAAUUAUUAUUACACAAUCAGAUCAUAGUAUUAUUAAUAAUAAUGAAUAUAUAAUCAGUACAAUAAUUAUUGAAGAUAAUCCAAAUAUUGAAAUAUGCUCAACAGGUACAUUCGCAAAUGUUAUGAUGAUGUCGCCUACUCCACUAACGACGACAACAGCAAUGCAUCCAGGAAGUAGAGUUGAACGUAAACUCCUGUUAACUGGUUUAUCCUUACAUAUCUUUCAACAUGGAUGUUUUAAAGGUUUGUCAGAAUUAAACAUUCUACAUAUUAAAAAUUAUCAAUCAACUACAGACAGCUUAAAAAAACUAUCUGGUAAUUUAUUUCAAGAGUUGAAACACUUAAAAAAUUUAAAAGUUUUACACCUAGAAAACAUUGAUUUAUCAAUUGGUAUACCACAGUAUGCAUUCUAUGGAUGGAUGAAUCAGCUGAAAGUGAUUACUCUAAUCAAUAAUAAUUUGAAUACAAUCCACAAUGAAGCCUUUCCAUCAAUAGUUGGCACAGAUAAUAAUAAUAAUAAUGGGCUGAGAGAAUUAAGACUAGAGAAACAAAACGAAGAUGGUUGGAAAUUAUUAGAGAAUUCAAAUCAAUGGGGAAGGUAUUUAUAUGCCCUAAGAGUAUUCAGUUUAGAAGGUACUAGUUUACGAAAAACCACAUCGUCAACAAACAUGAGAUUGAAUAAAAAUAUAAACAUGGUAAAAAUUGAUUUUGGCGACUAUGUGAAUAGACAUUUAGAAUAUUUAAAUGUACAGAAUUGUGAGUUAACUCAUCUAGUGAAUACUACUACAACAACGCCAAUAAUAAUAGAUAAUCAAUAUAAAAGUAGCGAUGAUUUGAUUGGAUUAAAUUUAAAUUAUUUAGGGGGACAAUUAAAACAAUUAUAUAUUGGUUAUAAUAAAUUUAUUGAUUUCAAUUUUUUACAUCAAAUUAAACACUUUCGUAAUUUACGUCUACUCAGCAUAAAUGGAAAUCAACUGCCUGUGGGUACAUUGCCUAGAUGGUUCAAUACACAAUGGCCGUACCUACAUGAAUUACAAAUCGCCUCAAAUGGUAUCACUUAUAUUCCAACUGAUACAAUAUCAAGCAAUUUAAAAGUAUUACAUCUGAGUGAAAAUCCCCUGGAAUUAUUCGAUUAUAAUUGGAUCCAACAGAAUGACGAUCUUCACGGUAGUGGUGAUUAUGAUGAUAGAGAGAUAAAAUUGAGUGAAUUACACUUAAAUUCUAUCCGAUUGAUUAGUGUUCAACUGGAAGGAUCACAAGCUAACUGGGAGAGGAUAUUUCAGCCAGUCAAAUAUAGUCUUGAACACUUAAGUCUGAUUAAUUGUCAAUUAGAAGCAAAUAUGUUUAUCAAGUCAUCUAAUAAUACCGCUACUAAUAAUAAUACAUUGAACAGAAAUGAUAUUUAUUUAAAUUUGGGCUUGAAUAAUUUGAAACAGUUGAAAAGUUUGAUACUUUCAGGCAAUUAUUUAGAAUAUAUACCACCGGGAUUAUUUCAAAGCCUUCAUCAAUUAGACAAUCUGAUAUUAACACAAAAUCAACUUUUAACAAUCCAUGAACCAAGAAUGAUACGGGAACAACACGAUGGAAAUGAUGAUAAAAGUGGCAACAGCAACAACAAGAACAACAACAGAAUGCAUCGACUACUCCGAUUGGAUUUAAGUCAUAAUAAUUUAAUCACAUUAGAAAGAUGUGCUUAUGCAUUAGGAUUUAGUAGACCAUUUGAAAGUAUCCUGCCAUUACAGCCUACAUGGUUAGCUGAGAAUGGUGAACAACAACAACAACAACGACAAGAACAGGAACAACAACACUAUGAGGAGUCGUCAGAAUACACAUCGAAUCAAAUCUAUUGGCGUGGUGGUUUAAACAUAAUUGGUAAUCCAUUUAUAUGUGAUUGUCGGUUGGCUUGGUUUCGUCAGUUUAUCGAUCAAAUGAGUAAAACACUGAUUGCACAGAAUGAAAAACAAUCAUUUGGUUUUAAAAGCUACCUGAAUGAAGCAAUCAAUUUUACGUGUUAUGGAGCGAAUCAACUCACUGGAAGAUAUUUCCUUACACUUACACCAAAUGACCUGUAUACCAUAGAUCAUGUAGACUGUCAAAGUCGACCAGAUAUCUAUGGUUAUGAUGUAAAGUCAUUAGAUAGUUUACAACCAUGCUGGAAGUUGAAUAGGACAUUUAGUCCACGCUUAGAACAAAUACUAGAGACAAAACAAGGCAUGUUGAUGCGAUCCAGAUUUCUCAGUGGAUCACAUUUCAAUCCAUCAGUUGUGCUAGAGAAUGCAACAGCUGUGUCGAAUGAAGCCAUGACAUUGAUUAUAAUCGCUGGAGUGGCUGCAUUAUGCUUUAUUAUAGUCAGUAUUAUUAUAAUUAUAUGGUUAUGUAUACGGUUGAAGCGGAAAACAGAGCAUCGGCCAACCACCACCAGCUUAUGGCAUAAACGAUUCUAUCGUGGACGAUUGAAUGAAGUUAGCUGUGGUGGCGCAUUUAAACGACUUCAUUCUCCGUGUUGUUCCCUAUCAAUGUGUGAUUUCAUUUCUUGUACGAAUUGUAAUCCUAAGAAAUGUACAAAGCAUUGUUCCCUAUGUAGUUGUACUGUUUAUCCAAAGCGUACUUCUAUAUCGACAAGUGAAACAGACAAUUUAAUGCGUGCAAAAUUACACCGAAGCGAAGACAAUAGUGUUAUGUCAACCGGUAUGCUGAGAAACCAUCAUGCUAACAACAAUGAUCGUUAUUAUUACGAUAAGGUGAAUAAAAACGGUGAUGGAGUAGUAAUUGAUUCAAUUUAUUCUGAUACAAAUGAUUUAGACACACAAGAAACUCAAUCAUUAAAUCGAUACACUGGUAGCAACAAUAAUAACAAUUAUAACAGUAGUCGUAGACGGCUAUUAUUACAUGAUCAGAGGAAUCGACGAUACAGACAGACAAAACAAUCUAAUAAUUUUGGAGACGAGACGAAAUUCAGUCCAUCGGUAAGGAAUACUAGUCAAAUCAGUAACACAGCUAAUUCUAACAUCAUCGAUUCCGCCAACUAUAGAACAAGUAAUAAGUAUACUUAUGAAAAACCUUUAUAUACUAGUGCAAGUGUUCAUACACUUCUCAAUGUAGACCAUGAACACCUGAUACAGCCAUUACAUCAACCGUCAUCAACUGAUCUGUUACCGCCAGUGCCACCACCAAGGAAGAGUAAAAGUAUCGGUGAUCUACUUCAGAAUACAAGAGUUGAGUCAGCAACAACAACAAUAGCAACAUCACCUAGAGCAACAACACCAUUGAAUUUACGAAGAAGUGCUAAGCAGUUAGCAAUGAGAAAGGUUGGAGAACAGUCAGUAGUUCAACAGUCAACAGAUAUACCAGUUCAUUUACUUAGACACUAUGAUACUAGGAGAAAACAUUCACCUGCAUACACUUCUAGUAUUCGUCGUAGUGUAUUACCUUGGAGAGAUAAGAGUGCUGAUAACAAUGAUAACAAUGGUGGUAGGUCUAUGUUUAUAAAUAAUCGACCAGAUAUAAAGAAUGUAUUUCGAAGAAACAGACUAGUAGUGUCAGCUAGACCUAGACUAGAAAAUACACAGGAAAAGAAUAAUGUAAACCUAAGAAACAAUUGGUUAUCAGCAAGUCGACGUAGACUACGUAAGACAUGUGAAUGGUUGAAACGUGAUAGACACUCGAAAACGCGAAACAGUAGUCAUUCAUCAAUACAAGAAGAAAAACAAUCGGUACUACAACCGGCAAGAAGUAAAGAUGAUAUAAAAUUCCUCGGACCCGAGUUACCAAAACCCUUUUUCUUACUACCUAAACAAGAAGUGGAAUAUGCAAUACCAGUUGUCGACUCAAAGCGCACAACACACACAGAUUACUUACCAAUGUCUCCUGGAUACUAUAGUGAUAAUCGACCAUUGGAGGGAAGAUCCAAUGAAGCUACAUCAUCGUCACCAAUUAAAAAGUCACCUAUAGAUGAGUAUGUUACCGACUUAAUACAUAUUCAAAAUAUGAAUUAUCCUAAUUUAAUCUUAUCAGAUACAAUUAAACUACCUCUACAACAACAGCUACCUAUCACUACAAUGAAACAAACAACUUCAGGUAUUAUCGACCCUAUAACCAUGACAACGACACCAACUACUAGUACUACUGCUACUACUACUACUGCUACCGUUCCUACAGCCAACACUUCACCUACCACAAGUAAUAAACCCAUCCGACCACCAAGACAUCAAAAGCUUCAAAUCGCAGGAGAUUUGUAUAGUAUUCAAACAUUUGCCAACAGCAACAAUAAUCUUACAACUGGAUUAGAAGUGAAUAAGAAUAAAAGGGCUGAAAAGUAUUUGCCAUUGCCACCACCGCCUCCUCCACCUCCAUUUAUGCUGAAUAGAACAGAACUGCUGAAAGUCAAUAAUAAUAAUAAUACUAGCACACUGAUAGGCAGUAGUAAGGCAAGUCAAGAUAAUUAUAAUUAUAAUAAUGAUAAUACCUCUGAAAUGAAUAAUGCAAAUUUAUCACUCUUUCCCCUACCCCCGUUGUUAUCCCCAAAACCGAGAAAUAUCAGUAUUAAACCGUUAAGGAGUGCAAAACUACCCCGACAACCACAAUCGUCAGCGACAACGACAGCAACAACAACAACAGCAGUGACGACAACUCAACCCAAAACUUCUAACUUCCCUACUGGUCAGUAUAAUCAGUCACUGAGGGGACCUCAAAGAGCUCAACAGCCUACAUACAAUAUUGAGGAUGAUAAUAAUAAUAAUACUAAAGGCACUGACCGUCAACAAGACAAUGUGUCUAAUACAAGAAAGAAUACAGGUUAAUGUGGAAUUUUCUUUCCCUGACAGUAGAGAAAAAGAAGUCACCGCAACAUAAACACUUAACAACACAACACACCCUUUGGAUACAUAUAGGAAAGCAACCUAGGAAACUUCGCUAAAAUCGAUUGCACAGGUGUUAGUCAUCAAUUAGAUGAAAAAUAGGAUGAUAUGCCAGUUGGUAAUUUCAAUUUGUUAUUCAAUGACCCCUUGUUUUUUAUUCCUUUAUCUCCCUCAACAUAGUUUUUAUUUUUCAAAAUGUUUUGAACAAAACUCUUUUCUAUGACAAUCUCUUAACACAUUAUGUAUAUAGAUAUUUGAACAAUUGAUGAGAAAUAUACUUUCACAAUCAGUUAUGCAGUGAGUGUGAUAUAUUCAAAUAAAAUGUUACAGAGUUUUGUAUAUAUAAAUAUACAAUUAAUUAAUCC
This is a messenger RNA of Trichobilharzia szidati, 5858 nucleotides long. Lineage: Eukaryota; Metazoa; Platyhelminthes; Trematoda; Strigeidida; Schistosomatidae. The record is from the annotation of a GenBank genome assembly.